AUGGCCCCACCACCUCCUCCUAACUCGUCUGGGGCUCAAGCCACCAUCAGCUCCUUUUUCAAACCAAAACCCUCCACGUCAAAGGCAACCCCUCCCUCGGCACCAUCCACGUCAGCGUCGUCGGCGCCGUCGUCGUCGUCGUCCAGAAUCAGGCUCGCAGAUAAGAAUGACCUCUCACAGCGCCCUGCAAAGCUACCCCGCACCGUUGCCCCUCCAACCUCGGCACAUCCGCCGCCACCUCCUCCGUCCAACAGGAUGGACCAGUGGCGCUUCCUCCCCUCCCAGCCAUCCCAGCCUCAACCUGCGAGUCCAAGCACUGAGUCAUCACCCACCCAGGAUCUAGCCCGAGGCGGUCGCCGCAACAACGACAAGGGCACUCGCGCAGCGUUCAGAUCCAGGCUCCUCGCCGACGACCGCCUCUUUGCGCCCAGGAACCCUCCUUCGCCAGACGAGUCUCUCGAGACGUCGGCUCCCUCCCCGUCAGACUCUGCGGAUCCCGAGACCGGUCAUGACCCAUCCGCUGAUGACGACGUCGAAAACCGCUUCGCUGGCUUCAGCGCAACCUCCGCAGCUCAGUCCAGCGCACCCGCGUCCACGGCUCGGACCCCAACAUCCACAAAGCCAGCCAGCACUCGAAAGCAGAAGGCCGCCGCAGGAGCCGCACCGGCCGCUCGUGACACCGCCACAAAGUACACGCCCCUCGAGAAGCAGAUCCUCGACCUCAAGGACCAGCAUCCCGGCAUCCUCCUCAUCAUCGAGGUCGGCUACAAGCUCAAGUUCUACGGCGACGACGCCCGCAUCGCAAGCAGGGAGCUCAACAUCAUGUGCUUCCCCGAAAAGAACCUCAUGACGGCCAUGAUCCCCGUGCACCGCCUGCACAUCCACGUCAAGAAGCUCAUUGCCGCCGGCCACAAGGUCGGCGUCGUCCGCCAGGUCGAGACGCGCGCCCUCAAGGCGGCUUCCACAAACGCCAACACCCCCUUUACCCGCAAGCUCACCGCGCUCUACACGGCCAGCACCUGGAUCGACGACCUCUCGUACAACGACGCCGCAUCGUCAGAGGCCCUCGACCUCGGCGUCGCAAGGCCAAAGGCGCUCAUGGCUAUCGUCGAGAAGCUCGAGGGCGGCAACGGCCCCGAGGACCGGGUAUCGUGCGGUGUCGUCGCCGUCGAGGUCUCGACGGGAUCCAUCAUCUUCGACCAGUUCAGCGACGGCCAUGCCAGGAGCGAGCUCGAGACCAGGCUUGCUCACCUCCAGCCUGCCGAGCUGCUGCUGUCCCCCAAGCUCAGCCGCCCCACGGAGAAGAUGCUCGGCUACCUCGCAGGAGACGACUCCGUGCAGAAGAUCCGCAUCGAGCGCAUGGGCGAGCUACUCGAGUACAACGACGCCUUCCAGCGCGUCACCCGCUUCUACAACGGGACGGGGGAGGCGUCGAGCCCAGAAGCAGCGUCCGAGAGUGCGCUGCAGGGACCCUCGGCCUUCGAGGAUGCGCCCGACAGCGGCAAGCUUCUCAGCCUCGCCGUUUCUUUGCCGCACCUCGCGCUCGUGGCGCUUGCGUCGAUGAUCAAGCAUCUCGAGGAGUUUGGCCUCGAGUCCAUCUGCCGCCUCGCGACCAACUUCCAGUCGUUCACCAACCGCACCACGAUGAUGCUCAACGGCAACACGCUGGCCAACCUCGAGAUCUUCCGCAACUCGACCGACGGCGUGCGAGAAAAGGGCUCGCUGAUCUGGAUCCUCGAUCGAUGCAAGACCAUGAUGGGCAAACGCCUGCUGCGCAAGUGGACGGCCAGGCCUCUGACCGACCGGUCGGUGCUGACGACGCGCAUCGACGCCGUCCAGGCCAUCGCCGAGGGCGGGAGCGCCAUCGUGCGUGGCCUGCCGUCGCUCCUGCAGGGCCUCCCCGACCUCGAAAAGGGCCUGGCGAGGAUGACGUACGGCCGCAGCACGCCGACCGAGCUCGCCACCAUACUCCUGUCGAUGAACCGCAUCACGCAGGAGUACGCGCUCGUCGACGACCCGGCGGAGCUCAAGCUGGGCUCGGACCUCCUCAACAAUGCCGUCGCCGACCUGCCGCGCGGCAAGGCGCCCGUGCAAAAGUAUCUGCAACAGAUCAGCAUUAAAGAGGCGCGCGCCAACAACAAGGCCGACCUCUUCCUGGACCCGGAGCGGUGUCCGAAGCUGCAGCAGGCCAAGGACAACAUCGCCAUCGUCGAGCACGACCUGCGCGAGCACCUCAAGGAGCUGCGCAAGUACCUGAAGCGACCCUCGCUCGAGUACGCCACUGUGGCUGGGAUCGAGUACCUGGUCGAGGUGCGCACGAACGACGCGAAAAAGGUGCCCGCCGACUGGCUGCGCAUCUCGGCCACCAAGGCCAUGGUGCGCUUCCACACGCCGACGAUCAUCGCGCUGACCAAGAAACGCGACCAGCACAAGGAGACGCUGCAGGCCGAGGCCGAGGCGGCCUACCACGAGCUCGUCAGGACGAUCUGCAGCGAGCACUACGUCGAGCUGCGCAACGUGGUGGUGGCCCUCGCCACCCUCGACGCCCUCGUUUCACUGGCGGCCGUGGCGGCGCUCCCCGGCUACUGCCGGCCCGAGCUCGACGAUGGCGUGGCGGACGGCUGCAGGAUCGAGAUCAAGGGGAUGCGACACCCGAUGAUCGAGGCGCUCCGCGAAGAGCCCUACGUGCCCAACGACAUCUUGCUCGGCCCCGGGGAGGACAGCACCAAGGCGAUCCUGCUGACGGGGUCCAACAUGGGCGGCAAGUCGAGCGUGGUGCGCGCGUUGGCGCUCAACGUCAUCAUGACCCAGAUUGGCUCUUACAUCCCGGCCUCGUCUGCGCGGAUCAGCAUGCACGACUCGGUGUUCACGCGCAUGGGCGCCUCGGAUGACCUGGCCAAGGGACGAUCGACGUUUAUGCUCGAGCUGCUCGAGACGAGCACGAUCCUGCGCGCCGCGACGGCGCGGUCGCUCGUCAUCCUCGACGAGCUGGGGCGGGGCACGUCGACGACCGACGGGCUGGCCAUCGCGCACGCGGUGCUCGAGCACUUCCUCGCGCUCGAGGCGCGCGCGCCCAACCUCGUCUUUGUCACGCACUACUUCCAGCUGGGCUCUUCGGCGCGGCGCGGGCUGCGGAACCUGCACAUGUCCUUCAUCGAGGACGAUGCUACCGAGGCAGAGACGGGACACCGCGAGAUCCGGUUCCUGUACACGCUUCGGGCGGGUAUGGCCAGUCGGUCGUUUGGCGUGCACUGCGCGAGGCUCGCCGGCCUACCUGCCGAGCUGCUCGAUACGGCCCAGCGCAUCUCGGAGCGGCGUGAGAGCGAGGAAGACGAGAGGGUCACGAGGAAGAGGCGCAGGGAUGCCAUCGCCCUCGUUGGGCUGUGGAGGGGCGACGGCAUCACAGCCAAGGAGUUGGAGACCGUCGACCGCGCGGUACAGAGGUGGACGUCCUGA
Messenger RNA from Pseudozyma flocculosa PF-1, 3456 nucleotides. RefSeq lists its product as uncharacterized. The transcript has a single exon. Gene Ontology annotation, cellular component: nucleus. The record is from RefSeq and is a predicted model, not a curated record. Gene Ontology annotation, molecular function: ATP-dependent DNA damage sensor activity; ATP binding; mismatched DNA binding. Lineage: Eukaryota; Fungi; Basidiomycota; Ustilaginomycetes; Ustilaginales; Ustilaginaceae. Gene Ontology annotation, biological process: mismatch repair. Bases 1 to 3456 code for a protein of 1151 amino acids.